This is a messenger RNA of Colletotrichum truncatum, 1521 nucleotides long. Its product is annotated as TruB family pseudouridylate synthase containing protein. Gene Ontology annotation, cellular component: mitochondrion. Gene Ontology annotation, molecular function: pseudouridine synthase activity; RNA binding. NCBI's taxonomy places the organism in Eukaryota, Fungi, Ascomycota, Sordariomycetes, Glomerellales, Glomerellaceae. The record is from RefSeq and is a predicted model, not a curated record. Gene Ontology annotation, biological process: tRNA modification; mRNA pseudouridine synthesis.
AUGCGAGCUACGUCCCGUCUCUGGAAGAUGGCGAAAGACACCGUGCUCGAAGGCGUCUUCGCCAUCAACAAGCCGUACGGCAUGAGCUCCGCGCAAGUAAUUCGUGAUGCUCAGUCGCAAUUCAACCCGUCGGCAAUGUUUAAGCCAUUGAUCGAGAGAGACCUUGCUGCGAAGAUGGCAGAGCCGAAGCAAGAAUGGAAGCGCCGCCGGCAAGUCAAGAAGGAUACGCGCGUGAAGAUGGGCCACGGUGGAACCCUCGAUCCUAUGGCUACCGGUGUGCUCAUCUUGGGCGUUGGAUCGGGAACUAAGUCCCUCGGCUCCUUUCUCGACUGCACCAAGACGUACGAGACCGUGGUAGUAUUUGGCACGAGCACAGAUACCUAUGACCGUGUCGGUAGGAUAUUGAGCAGAAGACCCUACGACCAUAUCACAAGAGAGCAGGUUGAGAAGGCGAUGGAAAGCUUCAAGGGCAAGUUUGAGCAGAUCCCGCCUUUGUACUCUGCACUCAAGAUGGAGGGAAAGCCUCUCUAUGAGUAUGCGCGAGAGGGUAAGGCUAUCCCCAGAGAGAUCGCCGGUCGCGAGGUUGAGGUUACGGAGCUUGAGCUUGUGGAGUGGUACGAGCCCGGUUCGCACAACUACAGAUGGCCUACCGAGGAGGCCGAGACCGCUGAAAAGAACUUGGCGGAGCAGGUCUGGCGGGUAAAGAAGCAGCAAGACACCAACGGCAACAGGAAACUGUCCCCGGCUGAGGAGAAGGAGGAGGAGAAGGCCAUCUCGGAGCACGAGUCCUUUAAGAAGAAGUUUGAGGAACGGCAAGACGAGCUCAUCCGCGACAAGCCUCCUAAGAAGCAGCGCCCGCCCAAGAACGCGGCUCUCAUGUCUGGUGCGCUUGGGCAGUUGCCGGCUGGGAAGGGUUCUAACCUCAUUCCUCCCCCGCCGUCCGAGGAAGAGCCCUUCCCUUGGACUGACAAGGGCCCACCAGCUGCCAAGAUCCGGAUGACGGUCACCUCUGGCUUCUACGUGCGCAGCUUCUGCCACGACUUGGGUGCCAAGGUUGACUCUGCGGGUAUCAUGGCCGAGCUGGAGCGUUCGCGACAGGGAGACUUUGAGGUCCGUACCGAGACCUGCUUGGAAUACAGCGACCUUGAAAAGGGUGAGGACGUAUGGGGCCCCAAGGUGAAGGAAGCGCUGUCCUCCUGGACGGAGAAAUACCCCACGGGAGCGCCUCAAUCACAGCGGGAGCGGAGCAACCAGAACCAGCAGAACAACGGCCGCAAUAACCACCAGAAGAAGCGCAAGUGGGAGGACAACAGGAAGAAUGACAGAAAUGUCAAGAAGAGGAGAAAUUCAAGCUCAGAUGAGGGCGACAAGCCCGCUAAGAUGGCAAAGACGGAGGAAACAAGGUCUGAGCAAGUGAGGGGCUCUCCGAAGGGAUCGCCUAAGGGAUCGCCCAAGGGAUCGCCCAAGGCAAAGACGCCCACAAAGUCACAGGAGGCCGCAUGGGAGGGCAUCAAAGACUGA